UGAAUUUGCUUUACUUUAUUUACUGCAACUGCAAAUAAAUGUAACUGAAUUACAUUUAGUACCUAUUGAACUAUUCCUUCAGAAUGAGUUGUAUACAAUGCGGAGAACAAUCGAAAUACAAAUGUCCAAAAUGCAGACAACCUUACUGCUCAGUAGCAUGCUGCCAAAAACAUAAGGGAACUCCCUGUGAAGCGCCACCGAAACUUAAUGCUACAGAAUCAGAAGAGGUUAAAAAAGAAUAUGAGUUUCCUACUGAAGAUACUGUGCCUCAGGAAAAGUUGAAAUUAUUAGAGGAAUCAGCAGAUUUAAAGCAGUGCUUAACAAAUCCACAUGUGCGGGAACUACUGAAGGUUUUAGAUAGCUCCCCCCACCCUGAUGCAUUGUUUCAAGAAUACAUGCAAGAACCCAUCUUUACAGAAUUUGUUGAUGCAUGCUUAAAAGUUGUACAACCCCCUGAAGAGGAUGACCAAAGAUGACAUUUACAAUUACAUGUUGUGUUUUAAAUUGCAAUUUAGUUAUCAAAUAAUGUGGAGGCAAAUACUUGAGAAACUCAACUCUUUCU
Molecule: messenger RNA, 562 nt
Organism: Cydia amplana
Lineage: Eukaryota; Metazoa; Arthropoda; Insecta; Lepidoptera; Tortricidae
Product: zinc finger HIT domain-containing protein 3
Exons: 3
Coding region: 84-476 (130 amino acids)
Molecular function (GO): protein binding
Source: RefSeq, a predicted model, not a curated record